AUGUCAUUCAUCCAUCCAUCCAUCCAUUCAUCUAUCUAUCUAUCUAGAAUCUAUUCAUCCAUUCAUCUAUCCAUCUAUCUAUCCAUCUAUUCAUCUAUCUAUUUAUCCAUUAUUCAUCCAUCUAUUCAUCCAUCCAAAUCUAUCAUUCAUCGCCAUUAUCUAUCCAUCCAUCCAUCUAUCUAUCCAUCCAUCCAUUCGUCAUCUAUCUAUUCAUCAAAUUCAUUCAUCUAUCCAUCAUUCCAUCCAUCCAUCUAUUCAAAUCUAUUAUAUCUAUCUAUAAUCCAAAUGUAUCCAUCCAUUCAUUCAUCUAUCUAUCUAUCCAUCUAUCUAUCUAUCUAUCUAUCAGUUAAAUCUGUUUUUUCAAUCAUUCAUCCUGUUCAAAUCUAUCUAUUUAUCCAUCCAUCCAUCUAUCUAUCUAUCUAUCAUAUCAAUCUGUUCAAAUGUAUCCAUCUAUUUAUCCAUCUAUCUAUUCAGUUUUUUUAUCUAUCUUUUUCAUCCAUCCAUGUCAUAUAUCAAAUCAUCAUUCAUCUAUCUAUCUAUCUAUCUGUUCAUCUAAAUAUCUAUCUAUUCAAAUCUAUUCAUUUAUAUACAAAUUUGUUCAAAAUCUAUCAUCUAAGUUGUUCAUUAUUAAUAAAUUCAAUUCUAUCUAAGAAUCUAUCUAUCUAG
Acanthosepion pharaonis is the source of this 666-nucleotide messenger RNA. NCBI's taxonomy places the organism in Eukaryota, Metazoa, Mollusca, Cephalopoda, Sepiida, Sepiidae. The record is from the annotation of a GenBank genome assembly.